GGCCGGCCGGUGGUCACGCUGCCGCAGCGCCGCCGCUUCGCCGCCGCGCCGGGGCCGGGCCGGGACACGCUGCGCCCAGGAUUGGCUGCGCCGCUGCCUCGUCCCAGAAUGCAGCGCAUGGCGCGUCAUUGAAGAGAGACCAUGAUGGCGGCGGCCGCGGCGGCGGGGGGGGCCCCCGAGGUGAUCGCCCAGCUGGAGAACGCGGCCAAAGUGCUGAUGGCACCACCUUCCAUGGUCAACAAUGAACAACGCCAACAUGCUGAGCACAUAUUCUUGUCAUUUAGAAAAUCAAAAUCACCAUUUGCUGUUUGCAAACACAUUUUGGAAACUAGUAAAGUGGACUACGUCCUUUUUCAAGCUGCUACAGCAAUAAUGGAAGCAGUUGUAAGAGAAUGGAUUCUCUUGGAAAAAACUAGCAUUGAGUCACUGCGAACAUUCCUUCUAACCUAUGUCUUACAAAGGCCUAACCUUCAAAAGUACGUUCGGGAGCAGAUUCUCUUAGCAGUAGCAGUGAUAGUGAAGCGGGGAUCAUUAGACAAAUCGAUCGACUGCAAAAGCAUUUUUCAUGAAGUCAGCCAGUUGAUCAGCAGUGGUAACCCCACUGUGCAAACUUUGGCCUGUUCCAUUUUAACGGCGUUGUUGAGCGAGUUCUCAAGUUCAAGUAAAACCAGCAACAUUGGACUAAGCAUGGAGUUCCAUGGUAACUGUAAACGCAUAUUUCAGGAGGAUGACCUGCGGCAGAUCUUCAUGCUCACAAUAGAGGUACUUCAGGAAUUCAGCAGACGUGAAAACCUCAAUGCUCAGAUGUCUUCAGUAUUUCAGCGUUAUCUUGCACUAGCGAAUCAAGUCUUAAGUUGGAACUUCCUUCCUCCAAAUUUGGGCAGACAUUAUAUAGCUAUGUUUGAAUCCUCACAAAAUGUGAUGCUAAAGCCAACAGAAUCCUGGCGUGAGACCCUCCUGGACAGCAGAGUUAUGGAGCUUUUCUUUACAGUACAUCGAAAAAUCAGAGAAGACACAGAUAUGGCCCAAGAUUCAUUACAGUGUCUGGCACAGCUGGCAUCUUUGCACGGGCCAGUCUUUCCUGAUGAAGGUUCACAAGUUGAUUACCUGGCACACUUCAUUGAGGGAUUACUGAAUACUAUCAAUGGAAUUGAAAUAGAAGACUCUGAAGCAGUGGGAAUUUCCAGUAUUAUCAGCAACCUGAUAACCGUAUUUCCUCGCAAUAUUCUAACUGCCAUUCCGAAUGAACUUUUCUCUUCGUUUGUUAACUGCCUUGCACAUCUCACAUGUUCUUUUGGAAGAAGUGCUGCCUUGGAAGAAGUGCUUGACAAAGAUGACAUGGUAUAUAUGGAAGCAUAUGAUAAGUUGUUGGAAUCUUGGCUCACUUUGGUACAAGAUGACAAACAUUUCCAUAAAGGUUUCUUUACCCAACAUGCUGUUCAGGUCUUUAAUUCCUACAUUCAGUGCCAUCUAGCUGCUCCUGAUGGCACAAGGAAUUUGACUGCCAAUGGUGUGGCCUCUCGGGAAGAGGAGGAAAUAAGUGAGCUGCAGGAAGAUGACAGAGACCAGUUCUGUGACCAGCUGGCCAGUGUAGGCAUGCUGGGGAGAAUUGCUGCGGAACACUGUAUACCUCUUCUUACAAGUUUAUUAGAAGACCGAGUGACAAGGCUCCAUGGUCAGUUGCAAAGACAUCAGCAGCAGUUACUUGCCUCACCCACAUCAGGCUCAAUUGACAAUAAAGUGCUUGAUGACUUGUAUGAGGAUAUUCAUUGGCUUAUUUUAGUCACAGGCUACCUCUUGGCUAAUGAUACUCAGGGAGAGACGCCGUUAAUACCUCCAGAAGUAAUGGAAUAUUCCAUUAAACAUGCAACUGAGGUUGACAUCAAUACAACACUUCAGAUUCUGGGAUCUCCAGGAGAAAAGGCCUCUUCCAUCCCAGGUUACAACAGAACUGAUUCUGUAAUUAGGUUGUUGUCUGCUAUUUUAAGAGUCUCAGAAGUAGAGUCUAGAGCAAUAAGGGCAAAUCUCACACACCUCCUGAGCCCCCAAAUGGGCAAAGAUAUUGUAUGGUUCCUCAAGCGCUGGGCAAAGACUUACCUCCUAGUAGAUGAAAAUCUGUAUGAUCAGAUAAGUCUGCCAUUUAGUACAGCAUUUGGUGCUGAUACAGAGGGUUCCCAGUGGAUUGUGGGUUACCUUUUAGAAAAAGUGAUCAGUAACCUGGCAGUGUGGAGUUCAGAGCAGGACCUUGCAAAUGAUACUGUACAACUGCUAGUAACAUUAGUGGAAAGGAGAGAGCGGGCAAAUUUAGUUAUUCAGUGUGAAAACUGGUGGAAUUUAGCUAAACAAUUUGCAAGGCGAAGCCCUCCUCUUCACUAUUUGUCCAGUUCUGUCCAGAGAACAUUAAUGAAAGCUUUAGUUUUAGGAGGUUUUGCUCAUAUGGAUACAGAAACAAAACAACAAUACUGGACAGAGGUUCUUCAGCCACUUCAGCAACGGUUCUUGAAUGUGAUAAACCAAGAAAACUUUCAGCAGAUCUGUCAGGAGGAGGAAGUGAAACAAGAAAUCACUGCUACAUUAGAAGCGCUCUGUGGCAUUGCUGAGGCUACCCAGAUUGAUAACGUAGCAAUUCUUUUCAAUUUCCUAAUGGACUUCCUUAAUAAUUGCAUUGGAUUAAUGGAAGUAUACAAAAACACACCAGAGACUGUUAAUCUCAUAAUAGAAGUCUUCGUUGAAGUUGCACAUAAACAAAUUUGCUAUCUUGGAGAGGCCAAAGCCAUGAAUUUGUAUGAGGCCUGCUUAACUCUGCUUCAGGUGUAUUCUAAGAAUAAUCUAGGUCGACAACGGAUAGAUGUCACAGCAGAAGAAGACCAGUACCAGGAUCUACUUCUUAUUAUGGAGCUUCUCACUAAUCUUUUAUCAAAAGAAUUCAUAGAUUUCAGUGAUACAGAUGAAGUAUUCAGAGGACAUGAGCCUGGACAAGCCACAAAUAGAUCUGUAUCAGCAGCAGAUGUUGUCUUAUAUGGGGUUAAUCUAGUUCUGCCUCUAAUGUCCCAGGAUCUGCUGAAAUUUCCAUCCCUGUGUAACCAAUAUUACAAAUUAAUCACUUUCAUCUGUGAGAUAUUUCCUGAGAAAAUUCCACAACUGCCAGAGGACCUCUUUAAGAGUCUAAUGUACUCACUGGAGCUAGGGAUGUCAUCAAUGAGUUCAGAGGUUUGCCAGCUCUGUUUGGAGGCUGUAACCCCAUUAGCAGAGCAGUGUGCAAAAGCACAAGAAACAGAUUCAACCCUUUUUCUAGCAACAAGGCACUUUCUUAAGAUGGUCUUUGAUAUGCUGGUACUUCAGAAGCACAAUACAGAAAUGACAACUGCAGCAGGUGAAGCAUUCUACACGUUAGUGUGUUUGCAUCAGGCUGAAUAUUCAGAGCUAGUUGAAACAUUGCUAUCAACUCAACAAGAUCCAGUAAUUUACCAGCGGUUAGCAGAUGCCUUCAACAAGCUUACUGCAAGCAGCACUCCCCCUACACUGGACCGUAAGCAGAAGAUGGCCUUCUUAAAGAGUUUAGAAGAAUUUAUGGCAAAUGUUGGUGGACUCCUCUGUGUAAAAUAAACAACAAAACUUUAUGCCUAAUUUAGACCCUUUCUGCAAAAUGCACUGAGAAAUGCUGAAUGCUGACUAAAUCUUGUACAUGUUUCUGGGUUCUUUGCAGCCAUCUCAGUUCUAUAGAGCCUGGAAGUUUGAACAUAACACAAUGGAACAAGAGAGGUCAACUUUGAAUCAGCUUCUGCUAUUAUAUGUUAGCUGCAAUCUGUCAUACUUGGCCUGUGGGAGAGAGUGGACAGAAUGUCUGGAUUUAAAUCUUUUCCAUAUAUGUCCAAACAGAUAGGGGCACAAUGAAAAAUAAAUGCGGUGCCUUUCCCCCUGCACUGGUUUAAAAUAUGGGUGGCCAGACAAAAGUACAGUUUUCUACCCAAAAUCAUGUUAAUGUGAUGCAGAUACAUAUAAAGCUCUAAACAGUUUAGCUGAUUUUAAGCUUUAUUUUUCCCCUCUCUGAGUUUGUGUUCCAGUGGAGAAAAAAAAACCAAAUGGUAUUUUAACUUACAUUUAGUUCUGGUUUUCUACGUUGACCUGAUAUUGCAUAUUUAAUGCAGUGCAAGUUUUUACAUUAUGUUCUGCUGCCUAAAGUUCAGAGAAAAUAAAAAGGUGUAUAUUUUUGUUCCCCUAAAAUGAACUUUAGGAAUUGUAGCCAUUUCAUUGCCUUAAUUUAAAAGAAAGAAAGAAAGAAAGAAAAGAAAAAAAAAAGCUGUCAUGUACUUUAGAUAAGAAGUUUAAGGCAAGAUUUGACUCCUCAGAGUUGGUUUAUGAUGUUGGUAUUAAGCUGCUGUGUACCUAUUGCAGCCCUUCAUGUUGAUGUGUUAUUUUGGAAUGAGUGUCUAGUGCAAGGUUCAUGUGUAGUUUUACUUUCAGUAUCUGUUUUUGAUUCAUACCCAGAUUGCACGCAACUGCAAUGUAUUUCUACACUGAACUGUUUGCUUAAGCAAUAACAAUUCAAAAGGUGUAAAUUACUGGCAAAUGUUUUAGUUGGGGCAUUAGCUAAACCAGUUAUGCUAGAACAGGGGCAUCAAACCCUUUUACUCAAGGGCCAUAUUUGUUUGACUUGGGAGAAAGCUAACUGGGAUGUGUAGUGCUUGGGGGGAUUUUUGGUUUUGCAGAAGUGGAGCAAGAUUUGGCAGAGGCCUCCAAGCUGCUCUACUCUUGCUUUUUUGGGUUUUUUUGUAUCAGCACAUUAUCUGUUACGAGAGCAUAAUACGAGUGCCCUGGGUAUAGUGGACCAGCAAGAGAGAAGCAGCACACAAAUAUGAAAGCAAGACCUGCUUUGUCUCCAGUUACAAGCCAGAUAAAACCGAAGCAAACUAAAGUGCUGCAUGUCUAGAAAAACUGAUUUUUGUGGAAAUACAUGGAGGCAGAAGUGAGCCCUUCUGUUUAAGACCUCUGCUAGAUUAUGUUGUGGAGUAUUUAAAAUUUAUAUAAAAUGUACAGUGCAUACCUUGACAUGGCUAUACAUAGCAUCGUGUUUGCAACUCUGUGCCAUUCUUCAGCUGUUCAUCUCAAAAUUAGUCACAAUAGCCAGGAUUUUUUUAAAGACAUACAUCUGUAAUACUGUGCUGUAAGUGAUCUAAGCCUUUUUUCAUUUGUUUUGUUUUAAUUUAAAUCCAUACCUGUCUCAAGCAUGGAUCCAAAUGGCAAAAAAAAUGCCAUCUUUUCCUUUCUGUUUUUGUCUUUUAAUUUAUGUGAAAACUGGGCUAGGGCAGAUUUAUAUGAUAGGUUGGACUGGAUGAUCUUGGAGGUCACUUCCAACCUGCUUGAUUCUCUGGCUCUAUACAUUGAGUGACCAUAAAAUUUAUUACAUAAUGUACCUUCCCAACUAGCAUUUGAUUUCUAAGAUAAUUUGUGUAGUAUGCUAGAACAGAAGUGUUGCUCUCCACUUCUUCUUGAAACUCUAAUGCUUUGCCACAAAGACUUCUUGACUGUGCACUUGCACAAGAGAUAAUGAUCUCGGCAGAUCCUUCUGUUUUUAAACUGUUCUGAUGGCUGAUUUUUAAAAUUUGCUUGGGUUUUGCUAUUUUUGAAACUGCUUCCAGAGUUUCUCUGAGUUCAUUUGGAUAGGGCAUCAGUUCUGAAACUUUUUCUUCCAAUGAAGGGCAUUAAGGCCUGGGAACAUAAGCAGUUGUAGGAGCUGCUAGUAUGCAGUUGUGCUCAACAUCAAACAUUUAGACCAAAGUCUUCAAAGACAUCAUAACAUAUACCUUCAAAUUUUGUGGAUCUGACUGCAUAACUGAUAUACACAGUUAAAACUUCUUUUAUAACUAGCUCUGUCACUAUCUUUUUUUUCAUUUCAAAGCUGGCUUACUAUUUAAAAAGUUUUCUUUUUACAAUUUUGAAAACUUUCAUAUUGUUAUUGAUGAAUUGGAGCACAAACCAAGUUAGUAUUCAAGACAAAGUAAUAUGCAUAGCUAUUACUUUUCUUGUCAAGCCCAUUUUGUUGUAACAAGCAGAGGCAUACAGCAUCAUUUGACUAUCAACACUUGCUAAACUAUGAAUACAUCCUUCCAAAGACUUGUUUUGAAGGUUGCUUAAAAACUUCCCUUUGCCCUUCAUUGAAUAUUGUAUGUUAAAGAGAAACUGUCCUAGUAAGGCCACUUCUGUCACUUCUUGCGUGAUGUUAUUCUAGACAACAGUCUUCUGUUCCUGUUUCUUCACUUUAAUUCCAUUGUUGCAUAUUCAACAGGAAUCUUUUCAUACCAUUUUAUUUUUCUUUUAGAGCAAAUGCUAAGAUGUCUUUGCUUGGUGUCAUCCAUGAAAUUGUUGCAGAAAGUUCUGGGAAUAAGUUUAUUAAUUCAUACUGUUGCUGACCAGGUAGCUACUUCUACUUAAACUAUUUGGCUUCUAUAUUCCUUGGGAAAAAAAAAAAAAAGAAAGAAACUUCAGUGAUCUUCUACACAAUCUAGACACAAAAGCUCAUUUGGGCUCAUUGGAAUGACUUUUAGACUAUUUUUAAGUGAGGGUUGGGAGUUGACUCCACAUAAGCAGUCUGAAAUUUUAUAGCAUCACUGUGUUGAUUUUUGCAAUGUGAGAAAUUACUCUAAAAUGCACCUGGGUUUUUUUGAAGGGAGAAAAAAAGACAACUUGGACUGGAUUAUAAAGCUGCAUGAUUUAAUUGUAACAUUCGUCUAGACUUUUUUCUUGCUAAAAGAGAUUAUUGUUCAAGUGUGUUUAUUCUGAGACUAGAACUCGAGUAGCCUCUUUCCUGUUUUGGCAGCUUCAUCCCCAUUGUUUUAGCCAGUUCCAGUGCUGGCAUUACAGUUUUCUGUUGUUCAGCCUAUAGUAUUUGAUGCUGGCAAACAUGACCUUCUGGUUGGGUCAUGAAAUUCAAGACCUUGAAAGCACAGAUACACAUGGACAGGGAGAAGUAGACUUCUACUGCAUGAAACUUCCCCUUUGGUGUGCAUUUAUGCCUUAAUUAUCUUCACUGAAUUACCACCAGAAUCUGUUACUUAUUGCCCAGAGGUUUGUGUUUCACUGUUCAGUGAUAAAGGGCUCACUGUUUUCCUCAGGAACAAGAAACUCAUUUUCUCAGCAUGUCCAAAUCCUACUAGUUGAAAGAGAGGGUGUUGAAUCGGAGUCACCUCUUUGAGUGUGCAUAGCGCUUGCUAAAGCCCUCCCCCUGAGUUUACCUGGGUAAAUCCCUUUAUAUCUAAGCCAUGUAGCUGUAGAAAAUAAGCUUGCUCAGAGCAGCCAGUUGUCCAUUUACAAUCUAAUUCUUUAAAAGGUAAUGAAAAAUUUAAUUUGUGAUCUGUAAAACUGUUAAAAAAUGUCACAGCAUUUCUCUUGUAAAACACUUCAAGUAAUUUCAGUAUUGGUUAAAUAAUUACAUAAGAAGGGGUGUUUUUUAUGGAAGUAGCUUUAUGAAUAUAAGCGCAGGAGUAGGAGCCAGGCUCCUCUAAUUUUUUAUCCAUUUUUCCACUGGAUCCUCAGUGGCCAUUGGCAAGUUGCUAGAACUGUCGUCGUUAAAACAGUGGUAACACCUACCUACCUACCUCACAGGGGUGUUGUGAGGAUUAGCUUAUGCCUAUAAAAUGCAUUGAGGAUCUGAGAUGCUAUGUAAAUAUUAAAUAUUUUAAUUUUAGUUUUGUGAGGUGUAAGAUUUACUGCAGCGAAAACAGGAGAUUUUCGUUAUUAUGAAGCCCAGUAGAGGCAGCAGUGGUACAGCGUUUCCCAAGACUGAUCUACUGCAAUACAGUAAUGCUUGCUGUAAAUUGGACUUGUUUCAAUUACAGCCAUUUGAAACGGUGGCUUCUUCUUAAAUAAGAUUCCCCACCAGUGUGCCUCUGUUCUGGUCUACAUAGGGAGAGGACAGAUGUUAGAUAUUCAGGCUUUAGUGCCUCUACUUGUGACAAGCGCCACUUUUGGUGGUUGGGAUUUUUUUGUUUGGUUUGGGUUUGGGGUUUUAUAUGCUUUGCUGUAAGGAACAAACACCACUCAUUUCUCCCAUAUUUGUUCUGGUCACUCAGUAUGAUCAAAGCCUAAUGAUAACAAUUAAAAUUUAAAGAGCCAGCUUUGACCCUUCCACCACCUUGCCCCAUAAAUUUGUUUUUAAUAUGAGUAGAUUGUGCCCUCUCUGCAGUAAAUGAGAUUAAUGCUUUCUGGCACAAAUCACAAAGCAAAUCAUGAAGUGUGAUUUGCUCUAGAGCCUCAAGCUCUUGGCUGUCCUGCAAAACUGUUUUUUUUCAGUAUGAGAUUUCUUGGGGUUGUAGCAACUGAGAAAUAAGAUAUCCCAAACUUUCCUUUCUCCUCAGUGGAUUAGAUUUUGCUCUUCCAUUUUUUCCCAUUCCCUAUCCUGCUUUUCCUGUCCUUUCAAGCUACUCUUACAGAAGAUUUGGAAGACCCUUCUAACCUCAAGGGAAAGAUACAACCCAUGUGAUUAUUUUUUUCAAUCUGUCAAGCCUGAUACUUGAAACUGAUAAAAUCCGUUCUAGUAGCAUUCCCCAGCACAUUUCAGUCUCCCACAAAACCAUUCUAGAGUUUAUAACUAGGAAAAAAAUAUUAUCCUCUUUCAUUUGUUCCCUUUGUGCAGAAUUAACGCACCUCCACGCAGUGAACAUGCAGUUUAAGGCAAUAAAUGCUAGUACUGCUGUUGGUCAAGUGUGUAAAUAUUUGAAAUGUAAAAUUGAGUACUAUGCUGAGUUCAUAUAUUGAAAAUGCAGGGAUCGAAGUGCUAGUUGAUUUCAAGUAUUGUUUUACCUGUACAGUUGAAUAUAUGAAGUUACAUAGAAAUAUUUCACAAUUUGAUGCAAUAAGAUUUGGGAAGUGGCUGUGUAAUCAAGCCUUAUCACAACUGAAUUUUCAAUUUUGCAAUGAACAAUUUGUGUAUUUUUAAGAUCCAUAAACAGGAGGAGGAUAAAAUUGUUUUCCACUAAAGACAUUUGUUAUUUUGUUUUGGCCA
Messenger RNA from Pogoniulus pusillus (Red-fronted tinkerbird), 9001 nucleotides. RefSeq names its product exportin 4 (gene XPO4). The record is from RefSeq and is a predicted model, not a curated record. The coding region runs from base 142 to 3606 and encodes 1154 amino acids. Gene Ontology annotation, cellular component: cytoplasm; nuclear pore. Gene Ontology annotation, biological process: protein export from nucleus. The transcript is spliced from 23 exons. Gene Ontology annotation, molecular function: nuclear export signal receptor activity. Lineage: Eukaryota; Metazoa; Chordata; Aves; Piciformes; Lybiidae.